CCACUGCUCUGGUAAAGAGGCUGAAUGUCUGCAGGACAUGCUUAACGUUUGUCUAUCUAUGUUCUUCUACUAACAACCAGCGGGGUUGGCACAUAGAUGCACAGAGACUGGCCUAUUGCUCCACUAAGGAGCUCUCUAUGACAGAAAUCCGAAUUCAGAGCAGCAGAUUGUUCGCAGUUGCAUGAGAGUUACAUGUUGAGCAGUUGUUGUUGCAUUUAGCUUUAGAGAGGCUUUUUCUGUUUGAGGGCAAUUUUUUGGUUUUAAACAGUAAUUUACUGUGGAGAAACAGCAUCUCAUUUUAGUUGCUUAGUUAGUUUUUUUAUUGACUUUUUAUCCCUCCAUUGUUUAGAAGUUGCUUUUUGACCUUUUGCCACCAUGUGGGAGUUCAGGUCCAUGUCCUUCUGGAGGGCUGUGUUUGCCGAGUUCUAUGGUACCAUGUUCUUUGUAUUCUUUGGGCUGGGGGCAGCCCUCCGCUGGACCACUGGGCCCCACAAUGUUCUCCAUGUUGCCUUUUGCUUUGGGCUGGCGGCUGCCACCCUCAUCCAGUCCAUCGGCCACAUCAGUGGAGGACACAUCAACCCGGCUGUUACCUUUGCUUACCUGAUUGGCUCCCAGAUGUCUCUGUUCCGUGCUUUCUUCUACAUCGUGGCCCAGUGUCUUGGAGCACUGGCUGGUGCUGCCGUGCUGUACGGGGUCACGCCCACCAACAUGAGAGGAAACCUAGCUCUCAACACGCUGCAGCCAGGCAUCAGCCUUGGCAUGGCCACCACCAUGGAGGUCUUCCUCACCCUGCAGCUUGUCGUCUGCAUCUUUGCUGUGACUGAUGAGAGGCGCAACGGACGCCUGGGCUCUGCUGCCCUAGCCAUCGGUUUCUCUGUGCUCAUGGGGCAUCUUCUCGGGAUGUACUACACUGGAGCAGGAAUGAACCCAGCAAGGUCCUUCGCCCCUGCUGUCCUGGUCAGGAAUUUUGUCAACCACUGGGUGUACUGGGUGGGACCCAUGAUUGGUGGUGCGUUGGGUGCUCUGCUGUAUGACUUCAUGCUGUUCCCCCGUGUCCGCGGCCUCUCUGAGAGGCUCGCCACACUGAAGGGCAUUCGACCCUCAGAGGCUGAGGGCCAGCAGGAGACCAGGGGAGAGCCGAUCGAGCUCAAGACACAGGCCCUAUAAGCCUGGAGACGAAGAUUGGCUUUCUGACGCCCCCAUCUCCAUCCCCCACCCCUCAAUCUGCACCCUCAGUUCCCGGUCCAUCAUCAACCGACCCAGCAUUUCUGUGCACAUACCUCCUCCCCGCAUCCACACAUGCUAACACAGAUCCCAAACACCUUUGCUAUCCUUGUUCUGCAUCCAGAACUGGACCUACCGAAUUACAGAGUAGCGGAAACCAGAGUCCCGACCAUCUCGCCUGAUUUCACCUCUACCCAACCUUCCUCCUCCACCUCCUCCUUCUCCUCCCCCUUGGACUGCAGGACAAAGAUGGAGGGUUAGAAGAAGACUUGCCACUGAAGGAAGCACCCUGUGCCCUGCAGUGUGGGGAGUCAGUCACUCCUGGCUGACCAGGUGGCUAUAACUGCUCAGGACAGGGGCCUCUCUCGCUAUCUUUUUUUCACUUUCUCUCUCUUUCUGUUUUUCUCCCUAAUUUGUCCGCUAGGAGUGAAACUACAGUAGAGCAGUGGACUUCUGCAUGCUUUUCCGUUUUGAUUCGGUGUGAUCUUGCCCUUUGUUUUGUGUUGUUUAAUGAACUUUGGGUAAAUUACAUGUCCGUAUUGUAUUUUACCAGUAUUUAUUUGGCUCACAUUCAUUUUUUUUAGUUGAAUGUGUGUGUUUGUGUGAGACUGAGAGUGGGUGUGCAUGCAUGUCUCUGUGCAUGUGUAUGCGUGUGUGCUUGUUUUAAUUGAUUAUUUUUAUUUUUCUCUUUUCAUUGCCACAAUGUAUAAGGAUUUUUUUUUUUAAUCAUACAAGCAUAUUUUCGGGAAAGAUGUGGCCUUUUCCACGCCCUUACUGAUACUGCAAAAGUUCAACAGACUCUAUGUUUAGAGUGAUCCCUCUUUUAUAUCAGAUGAAAAUAAUUUAUGCCUGCGAGUCAAGUCUUAAAGCCAAAUUCAUUCAGUGUAGAGAUGGUGUCUCAUAUAGUGAAGCACACACACAUUCAUAUUUAUAUCAAAAUAAACACAAAACACAAAACUAUCUGGUCUUUUCUGAGCUCAGUCUUCAUUGACAUGACAAACACUUGAAUUGGUAUAUUUGCCAUUGCUUUACAAGUGGGGAAUCUGCAGGUUUGUAUCACAUUUAGACAACUUAUACAGUAUUUGUGUUGGGUUACAUUUUAAAUGACUUUUCUGACAUGAGCUUUGCUUUUAGAGCAGCGCUUAUCACAGAUUUAUGUACAGGUGUGUGAUAGUUGGUUUGCUUUCAGAUUUGCGUGUCUGCCAUGGAAAAACAAAGCAAACCUGACAAGCUGUCAUGAGGAACAAGCGUUUUCUAGUUGAAUUGUGUUGUUUGACACGACUGAAGGGUCUUUGUAACAUCAACGCGAGGUUAGAAAUGAAAGUGCAUGAGGUGUGGUGGCUUGUUGCUGGUGUUGGCAAACACCUGGUGCCUUCUCUUCUCUGCGCUGAGCAAGCCCCUGUCUGAUAUUUGGGAGAAGAGAGAAGGUCACCGUGAGGUUUAGUGUGUUUGUACAGGGUGAUAAAUGUACACCUUUAUUUUUCAUACAAUCUACACAAGAGAGAAUGAACUUUGAAGUUCUACAUUAGCCUGGCGUCCCCUCUCUCUUCCAUCCCUCCUUCAUCCACCCUACCUCCUCCCUUUGUUUACGAGGCAGCCAUUGUGUUCUGCUCUAAAGAGGGGACAUCUAAAGCUGCUGGGAUGGAGGGAAGGGGACGGGGCACUGAGAUAAGUUAGCAUUUCGACAAAUUUUACUAGAGCAGUUAUUGAACCAGACAUGUAAGCUGAUUCUCUUCCUGCUUCCUCUACAUAACCUUUUUUUCAGUGUGAUUUCCCUGGCAGUGGUUGAGUAGAAUUUACAUUUUAGUGACAUGUUGAAAUUAGAGUUUGUGUUCUAAUGGAAAAGCUUUGUGAUGUACAGUGUAAAGUUUUCUUUUUUUUUUUUAAAUCAUUUUAUGAUUGUUGAAACUGGAUGGAUAGGAAAUAUAAUAUGCUAGUUAUGCAAUGUCUCCUCUUUGGCUGAUGGAUUAUGGAAGUGAUGCCAAUUAUGCUAUACACCAAUAUGCUUUCAUUCAAUGAACAGCCUUUAUGGUACAAGACAUACCUUCCCGAUCACAAUGCCAUUGAUUUAUUAUUUUUAUAUGUCAAAAAAAUCAGAAAAUUCUUAUGUUUCCAA
Messenger RNA from Anarrhichthys ocellatus (wolf-eel), 3340 nucleotides. RefSeq names its product major intrinsic protein of lens fiber a (gene mipa). Gene Ontology annotation, cellular component: plasma membrane. Gene Ontology annotation, biological process: water transport; transmembrane transport. The transcript has 4 exons. NCBI's taxonomy places the organism in Eukaryota, Metazoa, Chordata, Actinopteri, Perciformes, Anarhichadidae. Gene Ontology annotation, molecular function: water channel activity. Bases 376 to 1167 code for a protein of 263 amino acids. The record is from RefSeq and is a predicted model, not a curated record.